AUGACAAACAACUUUGAACACAGGUCCUCUCUCGGCCACUUCUGGUCGCGGCUAAGGGGGCACACUCCCGACCCCGAUGCUCCGGUGAACGACUCAGCGCCUAUCCCGGAGACCUGGCUCCUUAACGCUCAUGUCAGCGAGGCCCAAGGGACGCGCGAAACGAUGGAAGACAUGCACAUGAUCAUACCCGAUUUCGCGGGGGUGGACGGUCAAGGGUUUUACGCCGUCUACGAUGGCCAUGGCGAUGACGUCGUCGCCAAGUACGUCGUAGAACACUUGCACGAGAUGCUGCUGCACGAGAUGACCAAGCGCCCCAACAAACCCAUGGCCCGGCACUUCCGGGAGACGUUCCUCGAAAUCGACAGCAAGAUCAACCGUCUCGGAAUCUCGGAACGCGCUGCAGUCAACGACUGGGCGGGAUCCGGCACUACGGCCGCGGUGGCGUUCGUGCGCCUGGAAGCCGCCGAUGGCGCGUCGGCGAAGGAGAAGAAGGGAGAUCCCACGCGUGCGGGUGGCGGGCAACGGCAGCGAGUGCUGCACUGCGCGAACGUUGGCGACUCGCGUGUAGUGCUCUGCCACGGCGGAAAGGCGAUCCGCCUCACGCUCGACCACAAGCCGGAUGACCCCGAAGAAAAAAAGCGGAUCCUACGCCGUAAUGGUACCGUCGAAUACGGACGCAUCGACGGGGGUUCACUGAACAUGUCGCGAUGCCUGGGCGACUGGCCUCUAAAGCGACCCGGAUGGGUCAUCGGGGUGCCGUCCGUGGCCCAACGGGUGCUCGGCGACGAGGACGAGUUCCUGAUCAUCGCGUGCGACGGACUCUUCGACUUCGUGAACGAUCAGGAGGCGGUAGACGCGGUUCGCUCCAAGGCCGAUCCGCGCGAUGCAAGCUCGAAGUUGAUAGAGCUGGCGUUCGAACGACGUACAAAUGACAACGUCACGGUGAUGGUUGUACGCCUGGGACCCGUCCCUGAUAUCUCCUGA
Messenger RNA from Punctularia strigosozonata HHB-11173 SS5, 984 nucleotides. RefSeq names its product protein serine/threonine phosphatase 2C. NCBI's taxonomy places the organism in Eukaryota, Fungi, Basidiomycota, Agaricomycetes, Corticiales, Punctulariaceae. Gene Ontology annotation, biological process: protein dephosphorylation. Bases 1 to 984 code for a protein of 327 amino acids. The record is from RefSeq and is a predicted model, not a curated record. The transcript is spliced from 4 exons. Gene Ontology annotation, molecular function: protein serine/threonine phosphatase activity; cation binding.